Aspergillus thermomutatus is the source of this 2445-nucleotide messenger RNA. RefSeq names its product putative pyridine nucleotide-disulfide oxidoreductase. Gene Ontology annotation, molecular function: flavin adenine dinucleotide binding; oxidoreductase activity. The transcript has 6 exons. Bases 1 to 2445 code for a protein of 814 amino acids. The record is from RefSeq and is a predicted model, not a curated record. NCBI's taxonomy places the organism in Eukaryota, Fungi, Ascomycota, Eurotiomycetes, Eurotiales, Aspergillaceae.
AUGAUCCAUGAAUCGGAUGUUCCGACGUCAUGCCAUCUCCGCUCCUCGUUUGACUGCCAGUUCACAGUUGAUAUCGCGGCAUUUAGUCUGCAUCAGGAUCGACGCAAUGUCGAGCACCAAAUGCAUCUUCCAUACGCCAGAGAAGCAGCGCAGUUGAAACUGGUCAUCAUCGGUGGCGCCAGAGGGGGAAUGUCAGCAGCGGUUCGAGCACGGCGCCUGAACGAGAAUGCGUCAAUAAUUGUUAUCGAACGAGCCUCCUACAUCAGUUACACGAAUUCCUUUGUCCCCUUCAGCUUAGGCAGUGUCAUUGAAAGGGAUACACUGAUUGCACUCCAAACCCCCGCAGGGCUAAGUGCUCGGUUCAACCUGGACGUGCGGGUUUGUACCGAGCUGGUCAGCAUUUCAAGGGAGCAUCAUUCGAUCACCGUGAGAUGUCGGAAGAAUGAUACCACCUAUGACUUACCGUAUGAUAAGAUGAUCCUCGCGCAAGGCGCUGAUCCUGCCAUUCCCCCUAUUGCAGGUAUAAGCAAAGCCAACGUGUUCGCGUUGCAGACGCUCGCUGAUUUGCAGACAAUCCGAUCCUUUGUGGUGAGAAAUGACUGCCGGGAGGUCGUCGUCCUGGGUGGAGCAUUCGCAGGCCUCAAAGCCGUGGAAAGUCUGUAUAGUUUCGGCCUACGCGUCAGCGUGGCAGAGGCCGGGGACCGCCUCUGCCCGGAAUUCGAUCCGGACUUUGCCAACAUCGUUCAGAAAGAGCUCACAAAGAAAGGGGUCCAGAUCCAUCUCGGGUCGGAGUGUCGAAUGAUCGCAGAGGCAGAUGCCAGCGACCUGUGCUACGUGGAGUUAUGCGAUGGCUCCAGCCUCUCCGCGGACCUAGUCGUCGUGGCCACGGAACCCGAACCUCGAGUCUGGCAUGCUAGGAACGCGGGCCUUGAGGUCCGGAAAGGGAUCGCGGUCAAUGCGUUCAUGCAGACAAGCGAUCCUGACAUCUACGCGGUGGGCAGUGUGGCCGAGGUUAUGAACAGUAUCUCCCACGUGCCGCAGGUGUCAUCCAUGAGCGGACCCUCGAAUCGACAGGGCCACCUCGCAGCGGAUCACAUCUUCAACCGUGCGACGGCGUACCCUGGCACCUGUGGAACCCAUGUCUACCACGUCUUCCACUUGACAGGGGCGAUCACCGGGCUCUCUGUCUCCGAUCUCCAGCGGAUUGGGUACGACCCUCAAUCCGUGACAAUCCACCAGCCGGACCAUGCUGGGUACUUCCCAUCAUCCCAGCAGCUGACGUUAAGAGUGGCCUUUGCACCAGCGAGUGGCGUCUUGCUGGGUGCUCAGAUUGUCGGACAUUCGGGCGUGGACAGUCGCAUGGAUGUGCUCGCGACAGCCAUGCAGGCGGGGAUGACCGUGUUCGACUUGGAGCAUCUCGAACUGUCCCGUAUGCCACAGUACGGCUCAGUCAAAGAUCCAGUCAAUCUGGCCGGCUCGGUGGGAAGUAAUCUCCUACGCGGGGACCUUCAUACAGUCCUUCCCCAAGACCUAAAAGGCCAUCUGCAUGAAUGGCAGAUUAUUGAUGUGCGGUCCGCGGAGCACUUUGCACAGGGCCAUCUACCACUCGCUCGAAACAUUCCUAUCGACUCGCUACGGUCAAGGCUUGAUGAAAUUGAAAAGGAACGCCCGGUCCUGGUCUACUCGAGGGUAGGCUAUCAUGGCUACCUGGUCUACCGAAUCCUAGUGCAGUCGGGCUAUCGGGCCGCGAAUCUUGACGGUGGAUUGAAGUUGUUUACAGACGGUGGAUAUCAGCCAGAAGUGCAUCCAACCUUGGGAUUACAUCACGGAUCCGGCAAAGAAAUCAAAACCUGGGUCCCAGAUGCCCUUCAUUUCAGAAGAGCGAUUCAAAACACGCGGGUCCGGGAUAUGGAAAUUGAGAUCCCCCUCCCCCAACAUCCCAACGACCCCGAUAAACCCGACUUCAGCAUUGUCCAACGCGCCUGGUGGGAAGCAAUCAUCAAGGCGUACGAACACACAGACACAUGCCCCAUGCGCAUGCCCCUCGAGAUGCGCAUCAUGGGCGGCAGUAACGUGCUGAUGGCGCCGCAGCGCGGGAAUCACCUCGGAACAUGCUCCAUCGAGGUCCUGACGCUUCAAUCGGUAACCCCGUAUUGGGAUACAUUUGCGCAGGAGGUCCUGGACAAGUGGAUGGAGUUGAGAGAAUGGAACGGGCAAAGGCUCAACAUUAGGCCCCAUUGGGCUAAAGAAUGGCAACAAUUCAAAGUGGAUGGCAGGCCCUUCCGCGAGUAUCUCAAGACGGAGUGCUAUGGCGACGCUAUCCGCCAAUUUAAUAGUGUACUUGCGAAGAUUGGUCAAAAGCAGGGCUGGCAAAGGCAAGAUCUGAAGAGGAUGUUCUCGAAUGAUCUGUUUGAUGAACUUGUGUUUGAGGAUAUUGAUCUUUAG